CGCGUGCUUGGAGAGUAAAUCUGCCAGUAGGAUAGAUUUUACAACUGGGAAAUCCCUGUGCAAUAUGAGGGAUGGACCUGGUGAAACAAAAAGAUCAAAAUUGUCUUGGUCAACCCAACCUAUGUUUAGGCCUCCAGCUUCCAACAAUCGCUCUCCAACGUUCACAAGCUUCUCUCUCAACAAAAUAAACAAAAACCAUAACCUUGACAUUGGCUGGUUUGGGGCCUCCCUCCUUGGAGCUCCUCCUCAAUCCAUUACUUCUUCGCCAUCGCAUGAACAAUGCCCAUCUCUAUCCUUCUCUUAUGCGUCUUCGCUUUCGUUCCCUCUCUCUACGCUGCACCUAAAGGUUUGUACCUCAACUGUGGUUCUACAAAGGAGGAAACUAUCAAUGGCAUCAAAUGGGUCCCUGACAAUGUUUACAUAAAGACCGGAAAUGUCUCUGAAAUCAAAACUCCGGGCAUCAUACCCGUGCUCUCUUCAGUCCGCUAUUUCCCGGAUACUUCUGCCAGAAAAUCCUGCUUUGAGAUUCGCAGGCUAGUCAGAAGGAAGAGAUAUUUAGUUCGAACGACAUAUUACUAUGGUGCCUUUGAUGGCGGUAAGGAGCCCCCAAUCUUUGAUCAAAUCAUCGACGGGACUAAAUGGAGCACUGUUGAUACUAGCAGUAACUAUGCCAAGGGGUUGAGUUCUUACUAUGAGAUAAUUGUUCAGGCUGCGAAGAGGGCUAUAACAAUUUGCUUAGCAAGGAACAAUAAGACUGCAUCAAGUCCGUUUAUUUCUACACUUGAAGUGAUUGAUAUGGAGGAUUCUAUGUACAAUGCAACUGAUUUUGGACACAAUGCUCUUAGCACCAUUGCUCGAUAUCGGUUUGGCCACAGUGAGUUUAUGAGCUAUCCAGAUGAUCCCUACAACCGAUACUGGAUGCCCUUAAAUGACCCAAAGAGACUAACUGUCGACUGUGCAUUCAACAUAACCUCAACCGAUAUAUGGAACAUGCCACCAGCAAAAGCAUUGAGCAAAGGGUUCACAGAGAGCAAAGGCAAAGAGCUUAUUAUAAAUUGGCCUGCGAUGAAUCUUCCAGCUUCCAGUUACUAUGUGGCAUUGUAUUUCCAGGAUAACCGAAACCCAAGCCCUUAUUCGUGGAGGGUUUUCGACGUUAAGGUUAACAACCAAACAUUUUACUCUGGCCUGAAUGCUUCGACCAAAGGUGUAAUGGUUUAUGGGAAGCAGUGGCCUCUUUCAGGUCAGACGGAGAUCAGAUUGACUCCGGCUGCUAAUAUGGACAAGGGUCCAUUGAUCAAUGCAGGUGAGAUCUAUCAAAUUGUGACGAUAGGACCAAGGACUCAUCCUAAAGAAGCAAUUUCAAUGACGAGAUUGGCAAGAGAAUUUCAGAACCCACCAUCAGAUUGGAGUGGUGAUCCCUGCCUGCCUCAGGGAUACUCAUGGACUGGUGUGACUUGUGCUGUUCUUAAUGUCAAUUAUUACAAAAUUGUCUCAUUGAAUCUAACAAACCUUGGUAUAUCUGGAACUUUAUCCCAAUCCAUAGGAAGGCUAACAAGCAUUGAAAGCAUAGACGUCAGCAAUAACAAACUCUCUGGCCCCAUUCCAGAUGCAUUCAAAUCUUUAGCUGGUUUAGUCUCUCUGCGUUUGGAAAACAACGGUUUCAAAGGACCAAUUCCUCCAUCUCUAGCAGAUCUCCCGAAGCUUAAAGAACUACACCUACAAAAUAAUCAGCUUGAAGGCCAAGUUCCCGACGCUGUUAGGAACAAACCUGGCAUCGAUAUCCGUACCUAAAUGGAGUUGCGAGAGGAUUUUAUGAGCUCUUUUACGUCAAUGGCGAAAAGCGUAUAGAUUGGGCUUGUAGAUUGCAAGAAGCUAAGAAGGGAAGAUUUUCUUGAAGGUCAAGUGUAUGACAGUGUUAUGGCUUGAGGCUCACAAAUUAUGAUUGAUUCUUAUUGAAUAAAAUGCAACACAUCAUGCAGGUGUACUGACAUUGUUAUAGCUUGAGGCUCACACAUUACUAUUAUCCUGAGAACAAGUUGUGUAUUUGUUCCCUGAAAAACUAAUGAUACUAAACGAAGGAUUCAUUAAUAAAUUCAUUAGA
Asparagus officinalis (garden asparagus) is the source of this 2101-nucleotide messenger RNA. RefSeq names its product putative leucine-rich repeat receptor-like serine/threonine-protein kinase At2g14440. The record is from RefSeq and is a predicted model, not a curated record. Bases 280 to 1791 code for a protein of 503 amino acids. NCBI's taxonomy places the organism in Eukaryota, Viridiplantae, Streptophyta, Magnoliopsida, Asparagales, Asparagaceae. The transcript has 9 exons. Gene Ontology annotation, molecular function: protein binding.